This is a messenger RNA of Euleptes europaea (tarantolino), 878 nucleotides long. It is a transcript of the gene TMEM275, whose product is annotated as transmembrane protein 275. The transcript has a single exon. The coding region runs from base 42 to 590 and encodes 182 amino acids. The record is from RefSeq and is a predicted model, not a curated record. Lineage: Eukaryota; Metazoa; Chordata; Lepidosauria; Squamata; Sphaerodactylidae.
UGUAUUUUCAGUGAGACCCAGGGCACAAAAUUGCAGUCAACAUGUUCAGUGAAAAGAACAGCACUCCUUUGUCCCAGAAACCAAGCAAGAAAAAGACCAGACCGCAGGGGCUGCCUUCCCCAGCUCUUUGCUGUGCCUGUGGACUGUGCAUCAUGCUAGCAGGCAUCAACAUCACACUGGUGGGAGCCUUUGCUUUUGGAACAUUUGUGCCGGUCAACAACCCUCCCAUUGUCAUCGGCCCCAUCCUUUUGGUGGUGGCAUUUACUUUCUUCGGGGCUUGUUGUAUUUGCAGCCGAAGGCCCCCGGCUCAUGGCACGAGAAAAUCCAAACCAGGGGCCAAUAUGGGUCUCAUCAAACCUGGGAACACAGCCUUUGAGAUUGAAACCAGUGAGCAUACAGUGCAAGAUACCACCGCAGUGCAGCUGAGCCCAACCAACUCUCCAGUGUCCUCCAGGAAGUCCACCCCCGUUCACGAGAACUCUAAGACCUGCAAACUUUUUACAAUGGAUAGCAAUGGGCCAGCAGCAAAAUACACAGCUGGGGGAGAAUCGAUACAACUGAAUUUGCCCAGAGACAUUGCGAUGUCAUAAACCAAACUGGAGGAUAUUGAUGGGUACCUGGGUAGCCGGCACUGCAUCAUGUGACCAGCUGGCUUAGAUGCAUCCGCAAUGCAGCAAGCAUCUGGAAUUCAAUUUAGAGUUGGCCAGCACACUCAUUAGAAUAUGUUGAGAAAUUUAAGGGAAAGGCAUUAUAAGGUGGCAAUUAGAAAUCAAUACACAGCUGCGAUCAGAAAUGCCAGACACUUGUUUGGAAGGACUGAAUUUUGAGUGAUGAAAUUAAAAUGGAAAAGACACAUAACUUGAUUUUGCAGCGAUGGG